GGAGACAACAAAGCUUUAAUGGUAAUGUUAGAAGACCAUCAUAUGCUGAGGUAGUAAAAGCAGUCAACAAUAGGAUGGAAGAAAGGCCCAAUAAUGAAAGAAGGAAAGAAGGAACAGUACAAAGGUAUGGAAGCAACGACGCCAAUACCUAUGGAGUGCAUUCAGUGAACUUGAUACCUAAUCUGCAAGAGAAAUUCUUCAUGGAAGGGGUAUUCUUUUGCAACAUUAGGCCAAUGGGAGACGUGAAGCCGUGGACCCCUACUGUGGUAGCAAUGAAAAGGUUUGCAUGGAUCCGAUGCCAGGGGCUGUUAACGCAUGCUUGGAAGUUGGAGACCUUCCAAACCUUUGGAAGAUUAUGGGGAAACCUUAUAACUUUAGAUGAUAUCACAAUUAGCAAGAAAAGAUUUAAUGUUGCAAGAUUCUUAAUCACCACACCAACCACAAAAUCUACAUCCAAGUCUAUCACAGUGAAGAUCAAUGGCGAAUUCUUCAUACUCAAGUUCACAGAAGAGGAGUCAACAAAUAAUCUCUUCACCAUGAGGUCUGAUAGGAUUUUUCAUGCACCCAGAGAAGAGGAUGAUGAAGAAAGCAGCUCUUUAGAUAGCGAUGGUGUUAAGGCCUUCAUGGAGGAUGAUGUGGCAACACCAAAUACGAGGGAUGGAAACAAGAAUGAGGUGGCAAGCCAAAACGUUAAGGUGGCUAGGCAUAGUGAUGAGGUGGAAGGUAACAAAAGGAAUGAGGACGAGAUUGCCAGUACAAGUACCAAGAUAGCUGAGGAAACAGAGGGUAUGGGCGAAAUCAGGAUGGGGCUCCUUGAUUCAAAUUCAAAUAUUCAACGAUUGGGAGAAACAAGAAAGAUUGUGGCGGAUCCAGAUAUAGUGACUAAUAAAGCUGAUCAAGGGAACUUCGAAAAUGACAGUCAAUUGAGUACCAAUGCAGAUAUGGGCAGCUAUGGCAAGUCUUAUCAAAAAAGAAAAAAUAAAGUAGUAGAAGACAAUAGGAGAUGUGGAGAAGUAGAAAGAUAUGUUAAAGACUUAAAUGAUGGGCUGCCAACAAAAGAAAUGGGCCUAGAAAAGGAUACUAGGCCGAGAGAUCCCCAACCGGUUGAUUUACAAGAGCCAACAAAUACAGGCCCAGAGGAGCAGAAUGAGAAAAAUAGCAAUAGAUCCAAAACAAAGAACAGGAAGUCAGACUUUUCAUUUUGGGAUGACCUUGAAACUGAUUCAAGCAUCGAUGCAAAUUGGAUGAAUAGGAAUGAUGGGUGUGGGAAAAGGAAAAAGAAGAGAAAAGCAAAGUCUUGUGCAUCGAUGUAUAGAAAGUCUAGGGGAUUGGAAGGCUUCUUAGUUUAGCAAAAAUCGAAAGGACAGAGAAAAGCAGCUGUAAAGACAAAGAAGGAGGUUCUGUUUGAGAAAGACUCGGAGAAGCCAGUUGUAGAUGACUCGAUCAACGACAGCAACAUCUAGAACUGUAAUAAAAACAUCGAAGUGAG
Rubroshorea leprosula is the source of this 1489-nucleotide messenger RNA. Lineage: Eukaryota; Viridiplantae; Streptophyta; Magnoliopsida; Malvales; Dipterocarpaceae. The record is from the annotation of a GenBank genome assembly.